This is a messenger RNA of Emys orbicularis (European pond turtle), 1265 nucleotides long. RefSeq names its product coiled-coil domain containing 106 (gene CCDC106). Gene Ontology annotation, cellular component: nucleoplasm. The record is from RefSeq and is a predicted model, not a curated record. Lineage: Eukaryota; Metazoa; Chordata; Testudines; Emydidae. The transcript has 5 exons. Bases 1 to 840 code for a protein of 279 amino acids.
AUGACAGAGAGGAAUAACCGGAGGCGGAUGAUGAAGAAGGACGAUGAGGCCUACGAAAUCUCCAUCCCCUUCGAGGAGACGCCCCACCUAGAGCCCCAGAUCUUCUACAGCCUCAGCCCCCCCCAAAGCAACUUCGAAGAGCUGCCGGAGCCGCCCCCGCCCGCCCUGGCGCUGAUGAGCAGCAUGAAGACCCAGCUGCACAUGGCCCUGGAGCGCAACUCCUGGCUGCAGAAGCGCAUCGAGGACCUGGAGGAGGAGCGGGACUUUCUGCGCUGCCAGCUCGACAAGUUCAUCUCCUCCGCCAAGGUGGACGCCGAAGAUCACUGCCGCAGCAAGCAGCCCCCGCGGCGGGCGGAGGCGGCCGAGAGCCGGCCUGGCGAGGCCACGGACAACGAAAGCCUGGCGUCCUCGCUCAGCGCCGCCUCGGAGCAGGGCGGCUCCGCUGAGCGCAAGAAGCAGAAGCAGAAGGCGGGUGUGAGCCGGCGGCGCUUCGGCAAGCCCAAGGCCCGUGAGCGCCAGCGAGUCAAGGACGCCGACGGGGUGCUGUGCCGCUACAAGAAGAUCCUCAACACCUUCCAGAAGCUGAAGAGCAUGAGCCGGGCCUUCGAGCACCACCGGGUGGAUCGCAACACGGUGGCUCUGACCACGCCCAUCGCCGAGCUGCUCAUUGUGGCGCCCGAGAAGCUGGCUGAGGUGGGCGAGUUCGACCCAUCCAAGGAGCGGCUGCUGGAGUACUCGCGCCGCUGCUUCCUGGCGCUGGAUGACGAGACCCUCAAGAAGGUGCAGGCCCUCAAGAAGAGCAAGCUGCUGCUGCCCAUCACCUACCGCUUCAAGCGGUGAUGGGGCCCCCUGCUGCCCCCCCACCCCGGGACCCGUUACCCCGCAAACCGCCCUAUCCCACUGCCGACACCAGCGCUGCCACCUGGGACGCCCUCAAGCCGCCCUAUCCCACCGCUGAUACCAACACUGCCCUGGGACUCCCUCAAACCGUCCUAUCCCACUGCCGAGACCAGCGCUGCCCCCUGGGACGCCCUCAAGCCACCCUAUCCCACCGCUAACACCAACACUGCCCUGGGACUCCCUCAAACCGUCCUAUCCCACUACUACCACCGAUGCCGCUCCCAUCCCCUGGGAUCUGUGAUCCCGUGAAUUGGCCUAUUCCCACGCUGUCCCCCAAGACUCCCCUGAACUGGCCUAUCUCACCAAUGCUGCCCCCACCCCUCAGCAUCUGUCACCCCACGAACCUGCCUAUCACACUGCUAACA